AUGUCGAAUUCAACAGAAAUAGCCGUCCAAAAGGACGCAGCUCACAUGGUUGAAUGGGCCGAUGACAGCAAACAUCAGAUUGACCAGCAAGAAGCACAACGCCUAGGAGCAGAAUUCGAUCCCAACUCUCCAGAGAACAAGAAUUGCUGGGCCCUCUACCUGCUGUCCAAUGUCGAUCGCGCGAACAUAGGGAAUGCCAAAACAGGAGGGCUCGAGGAAGAUUUCAAGCUGACCUCCACGCAAUACUCCAUCAUCGUACUAGUCUUCUUUACGUCCUACAUUGUCUGCGAGGUUCCUUCUAAUAUGAUCCUGGGGCGGGUGCGGCCCAGCGUUUAUCUACCCACCCUCGCCAUCCUCUGGGGUGUGGCUGCGGCGUGCCAAGGGGCGUGCCAGAAUUGGCAUCAGAUUGUCGGCCUGAGGUUCCUGAUCGGCUUCUUUGAGUCAGGAUUCGCUCCCGGGUGCGCGUUCUACCUAUCGUCUUGGUACAGGAAGUAUGAGCUUGCAUCGCGGUAUGCGUGGCUGUACACUUCUGUUGCCGUCGCUGGCGCGGUCUCUGGCUUGCUGGCAGGUGUGAUAACAGAGUUCAUGGAUGGCGCUGCCGGAAUCGCCGGCUGGAGAUGGCUUUUUAUCAUCGAAGGCGUGGCGUCCAUUGUUCUUGGCGUUGUUGUCAUGUUCGUCAUGCCAGACUACCCAACUUCCAUCAACAGCAAAUUCCUCACUAAGGAAGAGCGUAUUUUGGCCUGCAAUCGACUUGCAAUCGACGGCAUGGGGCUUGCGCAAGGUGCGCAGCAGAGGGUUGGGGAGUGGACGGCAUUGAAAAUGACAAUCAGGGAUUGGAGAACGUGGUGUCUCUGCUUCUUGUUCGUCAUGGGAACUGGUAGCCAGACCAUACAAUAUUUUAUCCCGUCGCUGGUGGAGACCUUUGGAUGGAAAGUCCUUACAGUGAUGUCUGGCUCAGGAUUUGUCUUCUUUGUUGCUACCACAACAGCGACCGAUGGCAUGGUCAGAUAUGUCUUGGCCAUUUUCGCUUUUGGGACCAUCUAUGGCUGUUCUCCCCUCACCAAGACAUGGAUCUCACAUGUUCUGUCGCAUCCGUCCGAGAAGCGAGCAGUUGCGAUCGCUUUGAUCAAUGCACUCGGCAACGGUUCGUCCAUCUACGGAUCAUUCUUGUGGCCGGAUAAGGACUCGCCUAGGUUCACACCUGGUUUCGCGACAACAACAGCAUGGAUGGGAGCAUUAGCGGUUGGGACAGUUGUCUCAGCGUGGCUUUUCAAGAGAUAUCCUUCUCAGGCCCAAAAUCACGAGGCAGUGAUGGCCAGCCAGUUGCGAGCCGAGCGUGAGCAGCAGCAGAAGAUAUCGGGACAUGUCUGA
Messenger RNA from Diaporthe amygdali, 1371 nucleotides. RefSeq names its product vitamin h. Gene Ontology annotation, cellular component: membrane. The record is from RefSeq and is a predicted model, not a curated record. NCBI's taxonomy places the organism in Eukaryota, Fungi, Ascomycota, Sordariomycetes, Diaporthales, Diaporthaceae. The coding region runs from base 1 to 1371 and encodes 456 amino acids. Gene Ontology annotation, molecular function: transmembrane transporter activity. Gene Ontology annotation, biological process: transmembrane transport. The transcript is spliced from 5 exons.